AACUUUCUCAGGAAACUGAGAGUGCUCUCUCUCUCUUCAUCUGAACAAUUAAAUAUGAAUAUAUAUAACUCCCCCUCUCAUAGGCCUCUCUGAGAUCUACUACUCAUAACAGAUAGAGAUUGGCAGAUUGCAGAGAGAAAGGGCUUAAGAACAGAGAAAGGAUUGAAAUGCUGAAGGUCUAGGCCCCAGGGAGGAAUUGAUUUCUUCCCAUUGUCUUCCUUGAAUUGCUGCGUAGUCUUUAUGGUAUAGUAUUUGGUAGUCAUGAUCAAGAGAUGAAUACAAGUUUGACUGAGUGUCACGACCACUUCAUGUUACUUGUUAGAAUGGAUUUGAUGUGAUUCGAACAUUAGUUCAGUCUGAUGAACAUUAGUUCUAUCAUGCUAGCAGUCAUCAUGCAACUCAUUGGGUUAUGCAUGGAGAAAAUUAGGUUUGAUACGAGGAGGUGCAGUUACUAAUACUUGACGUCUUGCACUGUUGGGCUGUCUUCUGAUAUAUUUUUCAUUUCUAGUUAUAUGAGUUUGGCUUUACCCUUGAAGAACUUUAAUUUAGGAAGUUGCCGGUGUUCAGUUGAAUAAUCUGAAGUGUGGAACCUCCUUCAAAUGAUAUGAUUGCUCUAAGCAGCCAUGUAAUGGACUCAGCGCAGUUUUAUUGCAAGGUUGACGAGGAAGGUGCUUUUUAAGCAUCUCACUGAAGUUGUACUAGCAUUUUGUUCACACUACCUACUACCUAUCAGCAUCAUGGAAUCUGAGAUGGUGAAUUCUAAACAUCAGUCAGGUGUCCUUCAUCGAGUACUUCCCGCUGUUGUUCCAGUGCUCCUGAUUUCAGUAGGAUAUGUGGACCCUGGAAAGUGGGUGGCAACUAUUGAAGGAGGUGCUCGAUUUGGGCUGGAUAUGGUAGCGCUAAUGCUGAUUUUCAAUUUUGUUUCAAUUUUGUGCCAGUAUUUGUCAGCUCGUAUAGGUAUAGUCACUGGAAGAGAUCUUGCUCAGAUUUGCAGCGAUGAGUAUGACAAGUGGACAUGCAUGUUUCUAGGAGUUCAAGCAGGGUUUUCAGUGAUUGCAUUGGACCUUACUAUGAUGCUGGGAGUGGCACACGGUCUAAAUCUUAUCUUCGGGGUGGACUUGUCUACCUGUGUUUUUUUAAGUGCAAUUGAUGCUGCUUUAUUUCCACUUUUUGCCUCCUUUCUGGAGAACCGCAAGGCAAAUCUUUUGUGCGUAUUUAUUGCCGCCUCUAUUAUGCUUUGUUAUGUUAUUGGAGUGCUUAUCAGUCAACCAGAAUUCCCUCUUUCCAUGAGUGGGGUGCUGACUAAGUUAAGCGGGGAGAGUGCAUUCACAGUGAUGAGUCUUCUUGGAGCAAAUAUUAUGCCUCAUAAUUUUUACCUCCAUUCUUCUCUUGUUCAGCAGCAUAGGGUCCCACCAGACACCACAAAAAGUGCUUUCUGUCAUGACCAUUUUUUGGCCAUCUUCUGCAUCUUCAGUGGAAUUUACUUGGUGAAUUAUGUGCUUAUGAACUCAGCGGCAAACAUAUUCAACAGUACUGGGCUUGUAUUGCUGACUUUUCCAGAUGCAUUGUCACUGAUGGAACAGGUUUUUAGGAGCCCAGUGGCGACAAUAGCUUUCUCUCUAGUGCUUUUUUGUUCUAAUCAAAUCACGGCAUUAACUUGGAACUUGGGUGGAGAAGCAGUCAUACAUGACUUUCUCCGGCUGGAGAUACCUGGUUGGCUUCAUCGGGCCACAAUCAGAAUUAUUGCUGCUGUUCCAGGCCUUUAUUGUGUGUGGACUUCUGGAGCUGAAGGGGUUUAUCAAUUGCUUAUGUUUACACAGGUUAUGGUAGCACUGCUGCUUCCAGCUUCUGUGAUUCCCCUUUUCCGCAUUGCCUCAUCACGACCAAUAAUGGGUGUCUACAAAAUUUCCCAGUUUGUGGAGUUCUUAGUACUGAUUGUAUUCAUGGGAAUUCUAGGCCUUGAGAUUAUAUUUAUUGCGGAGAUGAUAUUUGGAAAUAGUGACUGGGUGAGUAAUUUGAGGUGGAACAUGGGGAAUAGCACUUCUGUCCCUUAUCUCAUCCUCCUCAUCACUGCGUGCUCAUCUUUCAGUUUGAUGCUUUGGCUUGCGGCCACCCCACUAAAAUCUGCAAGUGUCCGAUUUGAUAAGUCAAUGUGGGGCUGGGAUGUACAGAAAGCGGUACCUGAAGCCUCCAUUCAACGGGAGGAAAAUGAUUUAAGUGAUACUAGGUAUUAUGGAGAGGAAAUUGUUCCGGAGGAACAGUUACCAACACCAGGAAGGUCGGUGGAGAGUCAGUCAGACUUGCCUGUCGAAUAUUCUGACCGUGAUUUACCUGAGAAAAGAAAUAAGUUUGAUCAGGAACAUCAUUUGACUACCAUUGAAGAAAACAACUCCUGUUUUUCAUUCCCAAGCCCACCAGUACGUGGUCAAGUGGAAUCAUUAUCCACUGCUGAGGCAGAACCUGUACUUGUGGCAGCUAGUGAAGUUACUGUUAGGGAUUUGUCUGACCCGAAAACCAUGGAAAUUGAAUUUACGGAGCCAAUUGAGAAGACGGUGGGUGUAGAGGGAGACCUACGAGCUGAAAAAGAUGACGAUGUGGAGGGAGACUCUUGGGAGCCUGAAGAAUCAUCCAAAGGGGUUCCUGGCAGCAUCUCAUCGUUGGCUUCUGAUGGCCCUAGUUCAUUUAGGAGUCUCAGUGGGAAAAGUGAUGAUGGUGGUAAUGGUGCUGGAAGUCUAUCCAGAUUAGCAGGAUUGGGACGUGCUGCAAGGCGUCAAUUAGCUGCUGUUCUUGAUGAGUUUUGGGGACAGCUGUAUGAUUUCCAUGGACAAGUAACGGAGAAAGCAAAGGCCAAGAAAAUGGAUGUGGUGCUAGGAGUUGAUUCAAAGGCUGCACCAGCGUCACUUAAAGUUGAGAACCCUGGGAAAGAAUUCAGUGGAUAUUUCCCAUCUGUAGGAGGAAGAGGGAGUGAUUCUCUGAUUAAUCCUAGUAUAUUUGACUCUCCCAAGCAGCAGAGGAUGCAACAUGGCAUUGACUCAUCAUAUGGCGUUCAAAGGGGGUCUUCCUCCUUGUGGUCCAAUCACAUGCAGUUGCUAGAUACCUCCUUUCAGAAUUCUAGCCCCAAUGUUUAUGACUCCAGUGAGAGGCGAUACUCUAGUUUGCGCAGUCUCCCUUCUUCUGAUGGCUGGGAUUAUCAGCCAGCAACAGUACAUGGUUAUCAAAUUGCAUCUCAUCUCAAUCGCCUUAAGGAGAGAACUGCUGAAUGUUUGCAUGUUCAAAUGGAGUCAUCAGCCCAGAGGUCCCGCACCUUGGGGCCUACAAACUAUAGAGACUCCCUAGCUUUUGCUUUGGGGCAAAAAUUGCAAAAUGAGAUGAGUGCUACACCAGCAUCUAGAUUUCAGAACCAUGCACUAUCCAGAAUCAGUUCGUUACAAUCAGAGAGUCCGUAUUAUGAUGUAUCCUCUUCUGCAUCUGCUGAUAAUGCAGGUAUAUCCACCAAUACGAAGAAGUAUCAUAGCCUACCAGACAUUUCAGGACUCUCUGUUCCUUAUCGGGACUUAUAUAUGUCUGAUAAGAGUGUGCAAUGGAACAACGCCUUAAAAUACGGAACAUCUGUAGGUAGAACAAGCUAUGAGCAAUCCUUGUAUGCAAAUACUGGAUCUAAUGCUGGAGCCGCCUUGGCUUUUGAUGAGCUCUCUCCGUCAAAAGCAUACAGAGACCCAUUUUCUUUCCAGUCGAGCGCUAGCUCCAACACUGGAUCUCUUUGGUCCAAACAGCCAUUUGAGCAGUUCGGUGUGGCUGAUAAAAAUCGUGCUACUAUGAGCGAUGGAAUGGGAAGUACAUCACAUUCAGUUGCUCAAGAAACUACUUCUGUUGUGGAUUCUGAGAGCAAACUUCUUCAGUCUCUUAGACUAUGUAUUGUUAAGUUACUUAAAUUGGAAGGUUCUGAUUGGUUAUUUACACAAAAUGAUGGAGCUGAUGAAGACCUGAUUGAUCGGGUGGCUGCAAGGGAGAGGUUCCUGUAUGAAGUUGAGAACCGGGUGGGUCAUGUGGGUGAACCUCAUUAUUUGCCUUCUGAUAGGAGGUCUGGUUCUGCUUUAAAGAAUGAUGAGGCAGGUUUUUUGAUCUCUUCAGUUCCUCAUUGUGGCGAGGGUUGUAUUUGGAAACCAGAUCUGGUAAUAAGCUUUGGAGUGUGGUGCAUUCAUCGAAUUCUUGACCUAUCUUUAAUGGAAAGCCGGCCAGAGCUGUGGGGAAAAUAUACUUAUGUUCUGAAUCGUUUACAGGGAAUGAUAGACCCAGCAUUCUCAAAGCCCCGUGGUCCAAAGUCUCCAUGUUUCUGCCUUCAGAUACCUGCGUCGCAUCAGCAGAGAUCAAGCCCACCUGUUGCUAAUGAGAUGUUGCCCCCAGCUGCCAAACCAGGCAGGGGAAAAUGCACAACUGCAGGGAUGCUUUUAGACACAAUCAAGGAUGUAGAGAUGGCAAUAUCUUGCCGUAAGGGUCGGUCAGGCACUGCUGCAGGUGAUGUUGCUUUCCCCAAGGGGAAAGAGAAUCUGGCGUCUGUCCUAAAACGCUACAAGAGACGAUUGUCCAACAAGCCCUCGGUGUCUCAUGAAGGGAGUGGUUCACGCAGAGUUUCAACACCUGCCACUACUUAUGGUUUGUAGCCCUUUUGCCCACUGUCCCGACCUCAAAAUCAUCAUCACUGUUUGAGCUGUUAGAUUUUGGGAAGCAGCUCAUGGAGUGUGCUCAGUUGGAUUCGGUUACUCUCUCAUCCUCCACAGUUUCUUCCCCUCCUCGUUACUCCGCUGCUUCUUCUCGUCUACCGAAUUUCCCUGCUGCAAAUUUUAUAACCUUGUAUGUUAUGUAUACAUAGGAUCAGAAUCACUGGAUAUGUAAUUGCAGCAAAAUUAAAGAAAAUGGCUAGAAGGGGGAAAAUUUGGUUUGCAAUUCUUGUUCUGCAAAAUGAUUUCAGUUAAUGCUAAAGCAUGAAUUGCAGCUAAAAUGGAAAUGCCAUUAGAAGGUAAUUCUGCAUUUUCUUGUU
Tripterygium wilfordii is the source of this 5038-nucleotide messenger RNA. RefSeq names its product ethylene-insensitive protein 2-like. Gene Ontology annotation, molecular function: cadmium ion transmembrane transporter activity; manganese ion transmembrane transporter activity. Gene Ontology annotation, biological process: ethylene-activated signaling pathway; metal ion transport. The transcript has 8 exons. The record is from RefSeq and is a predicted model, not a curated record. Gene Ontology annotation, cellular component: membrane. Bases 738 to 4661 code for a protein of 1307 amino acids. Lineage: Eukaryota; Viridiplantae; Streptophyta; Magnoliopsida; Celastrales; Celastraceae.